AUGCCAAGGGUGGCAGUAUGGUGGUGUUUAAUGUUGUGUGGAUGGAACGGAGGAGCUACUAGUCCUGAAUUGAAAGAGGAAGUUCCAGUGUUACGCUGUCCUCCAAACGUUAAUGCUUCUCAGUGUCUGUAUCGAGGGCACCAAGCUGAUGAGUUUUUGUUUAGUCUGCAAGAAAAAGACGUAACGGUGAAGUAUGGUGCGAAGCAUUUCAAACUAUCAUGUCCUGAAGGCAUACACUUAGAUGAUGGCAUACUGCCAGCAUUUGCACACCCAACCGCUGUGUCCACCCUCACGCUCAACGGGUGCACUCCACCCGCUGCGUUGGCACCCGCCCUAGCCGCACUCAAUCUUUCUCUCACUGCGCUUACUGAUCUAACUCUUCGUGGUCUGCCGGCAUUGCCAGCCGAGACACUGUCGCUUUGCAGUAGCCUAAACCUAACCUCAUUAGAACUGUGCGCGGACCGCGGAAGACCGACCCUCAUUGCUGAUACGCUAAAAGACUGUACAAGCCUCGUCACUCUUCGCCUCAUGGGAGUUGUCAUCGAGGUUGCGGCGCUCAGCCUGCUCCCCGUCUCCUUACAACAGCUGGCCUUGCGCCGUGGCGGCCUCGAAGAGCUGCCACCCACCGCGUUGCUACGCCUCACCAUACUGGAAAGACUAGAGAUCCAGAGUGAUAGACUGCGAACCGCCCCUCUCGCAGCGGCGGCCAAUCUUCGUGCCGUCGUAAUUCACGCGCCACUCAUCAAUCUCAGCGUAGCCGCGAAACUCGAAAAUGUGACGCUGAGCGGUGGCGCUGCCGCGGUGGUCCCCAACGGAACCUGUAACGUGCGGUCAUUGCGACUGGUGGGCGCCCCAGAAAAUACAACAACGGAGUGGCUGCGAAGCUGCGGCCAAUUGAAGUCACUAACGUGGUACUGCGCUGCACGUGGGACCGCCGGCCGGAUUCCGCUACCGCCCGCAGCCUCUCUAGAGGAUCUGAAGGUUCACCGUUGUCGAUUGGACUCAGUGAACGAGGCGUGGCUUCGCGGAGCCCCGGCGCUGAUCAGAUUAGAAUUAAUGGAUCAUGCGGCGACGGCGUUACCGCGGGAAUUAUUAGUAUGGAACGUGGCGCUACGCUCGCUAUCGCUUCGGUCCACUAAAUUGAAUCGCCAGUCGGUGCGGGCAUUGGCGACAGCUGAGCUCCUGCAACUGCGUGAGCUAGAUCUCAGCGACAAUCCUUCGCUGGGUGACCUUUGUGGUGGCGGGUCCAAUGUAGAUGUAAACGCAGUAUCCGCCCUGGUGAGAUUACGCGCGUUACGUGUCUUGAGAUUGCGAGGUACCAACGCUACACGUCUCUGUCCUGACUGGCGCCGAGAUCUGCCUGCUUUGAACCUGGUCGACCUACGCAAAAACAACAUCUCCCGUCUCCAGGAGGAAGAUCUACAGUGGUCGCAAGCAAACGUGACGGUCGAAUUGUGUGACAAUCCACUCGAAACUGUAAGCUAUUCUGGAGAGCAAUACCGCGCCGCGCUCGUCGAAGCGCCGUCGCGCGUCAACCUACACCUUUGCAAUGACGUCAUCUCCAAUCCAUCUCUACGCUGCGAUUGUGACGUUUAUUGGUUCGCGCACGCCCUCCGCGAUCGGCCCGCCCACGCACCUCCAGCUCUCGCCGCCUUACGUUGUUCCGGAGGCACUCUUUUGCGGGACAUGCCGCUCGAAGAUCUCACAUGUCCAGUGCCCGCGCCGCCGUGUCCACGCGCCUGUCGUUGCGCUGCAACGGGCGAGGCUGUUUCCGUCAGCUGUAGCCGCGCCGAGCUUGACGCCGUGCCAUCCUUACCGUCCGAAUUGCCCGUGCGGACUCUGGAUCUAGCGCACAACGCUUUGACGCGACUCGACCCAGCUUUACCCGCCAACCUGACUCUGCUUGACGUCUCACAUAACCGUCUACAGCUAGUGGAUUUGGAAGAGGUGGAGGCAGCGUUAAACGCGUCGCGGCGAUUGCGUAUUGCCGGCAAUCCAUUGAGCUGCGAGUGCGCGGCACGGGAAGCAGUGGCUGCGCUGAUUGCGGCAUCUGCGCGAAUAGAAGACUGGUCGCAAGUGCGAUGCUCAGACGGCGGCUUAAUAGCUGCAUUGCAGGCGGGAGCGUUAUGUGCGCGGCCGGCGUUAACGGCAGCGUUGGUGACAUUACUUGCGGCGACAGCACUCGCGGUGAUGUCUCUAGCCGUAUUCCUAACAAGUCGGCGAGCCAGGAAACGAAUUAAGUGGUUCCUAUGGUGGCGUUGGCGUGGCGCUGAGAUCGAAGCAGAAGAAAUGGAUGCAAAAGAUGCGCGGUAUGAGGCAUUCGUAUCGUUCGCAACAAGUGAGGCUGGUCGCGCGGCAAAACUGGCUGCGCGACUGGAAUCGCAGGGGCGUCGCUUAUGCCUCCACCAUCGUGACUGGGCGCCUGGUGAACUCAUUACAGAGCAGAUAGCGCGCUCUGUUCGCGAUUCCCGCCGAACAAUUGUGCUGCUGUCAGAUGCAUUUCUAGCAUCGGCGUGGGCGCGUGCCGAAUUUCGCGCCGCGUGGGCGUUGACGCAGCGCGAACGCACGCCGCGUCUGCUGCUCGUACUGCUGCCUGAAUUGACGGUGCCGCGUUCGACGUUAGCGGCAGCGCUGCCCGCGGAUCUAUCCGUUGCCGUGGCAACGUGUACCUAUCUGGAGUGGGAUGAACCGAAGUUCUGGGAACGCCUCGAACGUGCGGUUCCAUUACCGCUCGUCUCUGUUGCAUCACCUGAUGAGAACGGCUCCAAUGACGCUCAACGUUAUUAG
Messenger RNA from Pieris macdunnoughi, 2787 nucleotides. NCBI's taxonomy places the organism in Eukaryota, Metazoa, Arthropoda, Insecta, Lepidoptera, Pieridae. The record is from the annotation of a GenBank genome assembly.